CAUUUCCUCGAAGGCUUCUCAGGGGAAAGUCCCCGUGGUGCAGUUCCCGCAGCCGGGAUUGCCGCACCGCCUGCUCCCUCCAUAAAACGUCGGGCAGGCAGCGGCAGGCGCGGGCAGGCAGCAGCAGGAGCAGGGACAUCGCACCAUGGGCAACUGGCUGGUCAACCACUGGUUCUCGGCCGCCGUCCUCGCAGCCUGGCUGGGCAUCAACAUCUUCCUCUUCACUUACUACUUUCUGUUCUUUGACCAAGAUGACCGAUAUUUCUACACCAGGGCCAUCCUCGGGUCUGCCUUGGCGUGGGCUCGAGCAUCAGCCAAGUGCCUCAACUUCAACAGCAUGCUGAUCCUGCUGCCCGUCUGCCGCAACCUCCUCUCCUUCCUCCGUGGGACCUGCUUGUGCUGCAGGCGAACGCUACGGAAGCAGCUGGACCACAACCUCACCUUCCACAAGCUGGUGGCCUAUGCCCUGGCCCUGCUCACAGCCGUGCACACCAUUGCCCACCUCUUCAACCUGGAGCGCUACAACCAGAGCCAACAAGCCACUGACGGCAGCCUCCCCGCUGUCCUCUCUAAGAUGCACCUGCAGGACAACAAGUGGCUGAACCCCAUCCACUCUAACGAGACGACCGUCGAGUACAUGGCUUUUACAACCAUCCCGGGGCUGACGGGGGUCAUCAUCACACUGGCGCUCAUCCUCAUGGUUACAUCCUCCACCGAGUUCAUCCGCAGGAACUACUUCGAGGUCUUCUGGUACACACACCACCUCUUCCUUGUCUACUUCACUGGCCUUGUCAUCCACGGCAUUGCUGGGCUGGUGCGUGGGCAGACAGAGCAGAGCAUGGCAGAGGUGGACCCCCAUCGCUGCGCCCAGUACCUCACGCAGAGGGACCAGAACUGCACCCACCACUGCUGCAAAGACCCUGAGUUUGGGAGCAUCCCUGCUGAGUCCUGGAAGUGGGUUCUGGCCCCCAUCAUCCUCUACGUCUUUGAGCGGAUCCUCCGGGUCUGGCGUGCGCAGCAGAAGGUGGUUGUCAAGAAGGUGGUCAUGCACCCUGCCCGUGUGCUGGAGCUGCAAAUGCAGAAGAAGGGCUUCCGCAUGGAGGUGGGGCAAUACAUCUUUGUCAACUGCCCCGCCAUCUCCCCGCUGGAGUGGCACCCCUUCACCCUCACCUCUGCACCCGAGGAGGACUUCUUCUCCAUUCACGUCCGGGUGGCUGGUGACUGGACAGAGCGUCUCAUCAACACCUUCCAGUCAGAGAACCCCAGGAUCGAGGUGGAUGGUCCCUUUGGCACUGCCAGUGAAGACGUGUUCCAGUACGAGGUGGCCAUGCUGGUGGGAGCGGGAAUCGGCGUCACUCCCUUCGCCUCCAUCCUGAAAUCCAUCUGGUACAAGUUCCAGCAGGCUGACCAGACCCUCAAGACCAAGAAGAUCUACUUCUACUGGCUCUGCCGGGACAGAGAAGCCUUUGCCUGGUUUAACGACCUGCUUGCCUCGCUGGAGCAGAAGAUGGCCGAGUCGGGCAAGGCGGACUUCCUCACCUACCGCCUCUUCCUCACUGGCUGGGACACCAGCAUUGCCAACAACGUGGCACUUCACUUUGACACCGCUACGGACACGGUGACAGGCCUCAGGCAGAAAACCAUCUUUGGGCGGCCCAUGUGGAACACAGAGUUUGCAGUAGUGGCUGAAGCCCACCCCAGGUCGGUGGUUGGUGUGUUCCUCUGUGGGCCGGGGGCCCUGGCAAAGAGUCUGCAGAAGUCUUGUCACCAGCACUCCAGUCUGGACCCCAGGAAGGUCAAAUUCUACUUCAACAAGGAGAACUUCUGAGUAGCAGCGAGGCUGGAACCCCAGCGGGCAGGGACGUUGCCCGUCUCACCUCACCUCCUGUGCCAGAGCAAGGCCAGGGAUAAGCAUCUGUGCAUGCAUUGAAGCCAGGCAAGACACAGCAAGGUACUCCUUUCUCCAUGAGAAAUUCCAGGUUCAAAGACUGCUGCCUGCCUGUCCUGGUGUACAAGGGAUCCUCAUGGAGCCAGUGGGCUGGCAGCUCUGCAUGGCCCCUUCACUGACAAACCAGAGACACAUGAUGCAGUGAUGCUGCCAGAGCAGUGGGAAGCAGCAGGAACGCCCAGUGGGCUGGGAAGAACCACAGGACACAGAUGGGACACAGGCAUCAGGGGCCAAACAUGCUCCUCCAGGUUUAAACAGUUCUUUGUGUAAAAG
Molecule: messenger RNA, 2221 nt
Organism: Lepidothrix coronata (blue-crowned manakin)
Lineage: Eukaryota; Metazoa; Chordata; Aves; Passeriformes; Pipridae
Gene: NOX1
Product: NADPH oxidase 1
Exons: 13
Coding region: 146-1828 (560 amino acids)
Biological process (GO): defense response; superoxide anion generation
Cellular component (GO): plasma membrane; NADPH oxidase complex
Molecular function (GO): superoxide-generating NAD(P)H oxidase activity
Source: RefSeq, a predicted model, not a curated record